AAAAAAGGAGAAAGAGAACGGAAGGGGGGAAGGAGGAGUAUAGCGAGGAAGACUGGCCCUGGGACAUUUGCAAAUCCUAGGGUGCCAGUGAAAGGUGGGGAGUCAGACAAAGCCAGAGCAACAGAAAAGCGGAUCUACUCCCUGCAGCAACAACGGGAGCUGUCUGGAACUGGAUAUAUACAUAGAUGCGUACGUACAUGCACACACAGGAAGAAUUCAAGCUGAAGCUAAUGGGAGGGAGAAAGGGUUUGGGCUGUGCAAAAAGCUAUGCGUUUCAGUCAUGAGACUGAAAACUGAAAGAAGAGGCUGUGCUCCCGGGAAUGUGUCAUCUUGGAAGGGAGGGAGGCAGGAAGGAAGGAAGAAAAGGGGAAAGAUAACUGCCGUGUGGAAGACGAUGGGAUUCUAACUCACUGCUCUGCAGAAGGGAAAUCCAACUUGUAGAUCUGAAAUACACCAGGCAGAGAUUGCAAAUGUGAUCGGAGCUGCAUUGAAACAGAGAGAAAAAAAGGGAGGCAGAAGCCGGAGAGCUUUUAUCCUUCUCCCCUCUCUCUUUCCCUCUCUCCUCAAAGAAGAAAUAGAAGUUUAUCCGUCUUGGUGCUGCUGGAUCGUUAUAGCUGCUGGACAAAAGAUGGAGAGGGAGCUGAAAUGAAAAGCAAAGGGAAACCAGUGCUUGCAAAACUAACGGCUAAGAAGACAAAUCACGCCUCCCCAGGCUUCUUUUGUGCCCCAUUGGGGGAGUUUUAACAUCAGAAAGAUUUUGAGAAGUGCGGGGAGCAAAGGGGAGAGUGGGCGUUUAAAACACCCAUCCUGAGUGUUUAAAAAAUAACAAGGGGAUGGAUUUAUUCUUGACAGCUGGUGGGAACCUUGAAUUUUUCUCUACUCCCUCCCUCCUUCAUUCCAUUUAAUGUGAGAUUAUGAAAAUGCAGAGGAGUUGGAGAAAAGGCAAAAGGAUAUAAUGUGGAGUCUGAAGCGAGGAAGAGAGUGCUGAUGCUGUGGAUUGCUGGCUUCUUGCUGAAAUCAAAAAUCCAAUUGCGCACUGGGUUGUGAUUGGAAAUCUAAUCAGAUCUUUGGAGAGAAGGGAGAGACACUAAAAGUUAUUGUAUUGACAUAUAGAAAUAAAAAUUUAAAUGCAAAUGGAGAUUUUAUCCUAAAGGAGUGUGGAGGACAGGGAAAAAGAAGAAUGGGAAUCCCCAUUCUAAUGUGGAGACACACGGAUUGGAUAAUUGAUAGUGCAGCAAAGAAGGGGGAAGAAGAAAAUUGCCUGGCAAGACCUGGAUCUUAACAGUCACAACAAAAUUGCAUUAAAAGAAUAAAGAUGGAGGGCUGCUUAAUCAGAAAUACAGCUCUUUCUGCUCCCCAGAGAAAAAACAAAUAGUGAGCAAUGGAGAGCAGAGAAGCUAGAGUGGCAGAAAAUUGCAGAAAAAGGGAGGUAGGCAAAGGAUCCACUGUGGAAUGAAAAGUUUCAGAAAGGAGAAAGACCAUUCAUCCUCUGCAAUAAUUUUUCUUUUUUUUUUUCUUGGUGUUUUAAACCCCUCUUCUCCAGUGAAGCAAACAUCAUUGUUAUCACUACAGCAUUUUUAAGCAGAAAAGUUGAACACAGCAGAGAAAAUAAAGGACAGAGAAAAAAAAAGCAAAAUUGCUGGAGGGAGAGAGCUCAGCAGUGUUGGGUUGGAUUGGUACCUGUAUGGACUGAAAUUUCUUGGAAAUUGCAGUUGGAUAUCUUUUAUUUUUGUUUCCUUACUUGUUUUUAAUUUUGGUUUGGUUGCUGAAAUGAAAUAGUUUUUAUAACCCCUCCCCCACCCUGGUUUUUCAUAACCACUUGGAUUUCCAGCUGGAUAGUCUUUGAGGAUAUAGGUGAAUGCUGCGAGGUGGUCCAGGCGACUCUAUGGAACAUUCUCCAAUGGGCUAGUAGAAUGAGAAGAUCCAAAAGUAGUUUGGAAAACAAGGAGAAACAUCACCUCUCAUGACGGUAAACUUACCGAGAAGAAUAUUCAAACUCCAGAAGGACCAACACUAGAUAAAUUAUGAAUGUUGAACAAGAUGACCUUACAUCCACAGCAGAUAAUGAUAGGUCCUAGGUUUAACAGGGCCCUAUUUGACCCCCUGCUUGUGGUGCUGCUGGCUCUUCAGCUUCUUGUGGUAGCUGGUCUAGUGAGGGCUCAAACUUGCCCUUCAGUCUGCUCCUGCAGCAACCAGUUCAGUAAAGUGAUUUGUGUACGGAAAAAUCUGAGAGACGUGCCAGACGGCAUCUCCACCAACACCCGGUUACUCAACCUCCAUGAGAACCAGAUCCAAAUCAUUAAAGUGAAUAGCUUCAAGCAUCUGAGGCACUUAGAAAUCCUGCAGCUCAGCAGGAAUCACAUCAGAACAAUUGAAAUAGGGGCCUUCAAUGGUCUGGCCAAUCUUAAUACUUUGGAACUCUUUGACAAUCGUCUGACCACUAUCCCAAAUGGGGCUUUUGUAUACUUGUCAAAACUGAAGGAACUUUGGUUGAGAAACAACCCCAUUGAGAGCAUACCUUCUUAUGCUUUUAACAGAAUCCCUUCUCUCCGGAGACUGGAUUUGGGGGAAUUGAAAAGGCUUUCAUACAUCUCAGAAGGUGCCUUUGAAGGUCUGUCUAACUUGAGAUAUUUGAAUCUUGCCAUGUGCAAUCUGCGAGAGAUUCCUAACCUCACCCCACUUGUAAAACUGGAUGAGUUAGACCUUUCUGGAAAUCACUUGACUGCCAUCCGACCAGGUUCCUUCCAAGGGUUAAUGCAUCUUCAGAAAUUGUGGAUGAUACAGUCCCAGAUUCAAGUGAUAGAGAGGAAUGCUUUUGAUAACCUUCAAUCACUUGUGGAGAUCAAUCUGGCACACAACAAUCUAACACUACUGCCUCAUGACCUGUUCACACCGCUCCGUCUAGAAAGGAUCCACUUGCAUCACAAUCCUUGGAAUUGCAACUGUGAUAUCCUUUGGCUCAGCUGGUGGAUUAAAGACAAGGCACCCUCUAAUACUGCAUGUUGUGCCCGUUGCCACACACCUCCCAGUUUGAAAGGAAGGUACAUUGGUGAACUGGACCUGAACUACUUCACGUGUUAUGCUCCAGUCAUUGUGGAGCCACCAGCAGACCUCAACGUCACCGAAGGCAUGGCUGCAGAGAUGAAAUGCCGGGCGUCAACCUCCCUGACCUCUGUAUCUUGGAUUACUCCAAAUGGAUCUGUUAUGACACAUGGGGCAUACAGAGUUCGGAUUGCUGUGCUCAGUGAUGGCACAUUAAAUUUUACAAAGGUAACUGUGCAAGACACGGGUUUGUAUACAUGCAUGGUGAGUAACUCUGUUGGGAAUACCACAGCUUCUGCCACACUGAACGUGACUGCCCUGGAUAACCCUGGCUAUACCUAUUUUUCAACUGUCACAGUAGAGACUGUGGAACCUUCUCAGGAUGAGGCACAGACCACAGAGCAGGUUGGGCCCACACCAGUUACCAACUGGGAGACCACUAACAUGACAACCUCACUCACUCCACAGAGCACAAGAUCAACAGAAAAAACAUUCACCAUUCCUGUGACGGACGCAAACAACGGGAUCCCAGGAAUAGAUGAGGUUAUGAAGACUACCAAAAUCAUAAUUGGUUGUUUUGUGGCUAUCACUCUCAUGGCUGCUGUGAUGCUGGUAAUUUUCUACAAAAUGAGGAAACAGCAUCACAGGCAAAAUCAUCAUGCUCCAACACGGACUGUAGAAAUCAUAAAUGUGGAUGAUGAGCUUACAGGUGACACACCCAUAGAGAGUCACUUGCCCAUGCCAGCAAUAGAGCAUGAGCACCUAAAUCACUAUAACUCUUAUAAGUCUCCUUUCAACCACACAACAACAGUUAACACAAUAAAUUCAAUACACAGUUCAGUGCAUGAACCGUUAUUGAUCCGAAUGAACUCAAAAGACAAUGUACAAGAGACUCAAAUCUAAAACGUUUAUGACAUUAUGGGGUGGGGGUGGGAAAAACAAAAUAUGGUUUAUAAAACAAAUGACACAAAUGACUGGGCUAAAUCUACUGUUUCAAAAAGUGUCUUUACAAAGAAAAAGAAAUUUAUUUAUUAAAAAUUCUAUUGUGAUCUAAAGCAGACAAAUUAUGUGUAUUCCUCAGAACCUCUUUUUGCUGCACUUAUUUACCCUCCUCCUUCCCUUUUUAAUUCCCAGCCAACCCUAGUUCCCAUUUGCCAUAUUUUUCAUAGAGAUCUUGAUUCCCUAAAAGAACUGGCCUAGGAAAUUUUGUAAGAAUUCUGUUACACUUUGGGAAUUUUUAUGGUGAAUUCUAGUGGUGAGAUUCAGUCUAUUUUGUCACUUUUUCUCUUCUUUUCUUUUCUCAUGCCCUUUAUGAAAUUACUCAACAGGGAAUGGAAUAUUAGCAGCAACUCGACAAGUGAGCAAACAUACAAGCAAAACGUUUUUUUUUCUCCAUGUAAUGAUUUGAUUAUUUGCUCUGUAUUUACCAAAGGAGCAUUCUGUGAAGGAAAAAAAGAAAAAAGGAAAAAAAAAAAAAAAAAAGAAAAAAGGAACAAAAAGGAAAAAAAAAUAAAUUAAUUUACUUGUGAAAACCUAUAAAACCCAUGAUCUUUUAAGCAAUUCUAGAACCAGAAUUUGUAGUUCAAACACUAAACUAAGAUUAUAAAUAAAAUAUUGUUGGUUGUUUUUUUUUUUUUGGUUUUUUUUUUCUGUACUUGGAUAUAGUUUACUUUUAGUGUGGCUUUAAAGAUUCAAAGCUUGUUAAAAUUCUUACAAUAUUCUGCUUUGAUGGUCCAAAACAUAAUUGCUUUAAAAAGAAUAAUUAAAAUACUUUGGAUCAUUACUGAAGAAUAGUAUAGUUUUCAUUUUAGUGUACAUAAGCAGCACACUAGCAAACACAGUUGCUUGACUUUUAAUGCAAAAUUAUGAUGAUUUUCUUUUAAUGGUGUCAUCUUUUAUAUCACAACGUGUAUUCCACAAUAUCAGGUAAAGUUACACGAACUUUCGGUUAUCACUGAAUUAAUUAGACAAAGGUGAAAAUGGUGUUUUAUUUUGUUUUGUUGUUUUGUUGUUUUUGCUGUCCAUAACUCAGUCAAUAAGAAAAUUCACUGUAUCAAAUCUAGUGGAUCCCAGUUUAGUUGUUGUGGUACUUCUAGACAUAAAUAUGAAAUAUGUUUAGAUAUCUAAAAGAUCCAUAAUCAGAGCUGUAUCUCUAAGCCCAAAAUUAAAUCAAAAUUCUUCUUGAUUAAAACAAAUCAAAAAAAGUCAAAAAGAACAAGGGUGAUCAUAUCAGAAGAGAACAGGCUAAUGUCAUUUGCAUGAUAAUUAGAUUACUUAUAGCAUAAUCAGCCUAAUUUGAUUAAAACUCAGACCCAUUUACCAGUAGGAAAUGUGCUUCCUUUUUGUUUCUGUUUAUAUACAUUCUCUCGAAUUAACUUAUUGUUGUAAGAAUGGAAUAUACUUUGUAUGUUGAAAGCUAAAAGGAAGUUUUUGCAUAAGAAAAAACAGAUUCAGGACACUGUAUUCUUUCAAGUACAGAAGUUCUUCCAAAUUAAACUACUUCAUGUAUUGGCAAUGAGGUAGAAGCAUUUUAAGAUCUAUUGAGAUCCAGGACCUGUUCCAAGUGAUUAAUGUACUUAAUUCUUACCAAAAUCUCUUUGGACUGUUCUGGUAUGCUACAGAAGGAAAAAGAUCCUCCUGAAUAGUAUACUUCUAUUCUGUAAAAUUAAGGAGGAAUAUCUGCCAGACAGGUUGAGGGUGUCAAUAUCUCUCAUUGGAUGCACUCUUCUCAAGGUUGCAAGUGAAAGUUGCAAGAAAGCCUGAUUUAAAAAGGACACUGAAGAUAUGUGGCAAUGAAUCACACUCUGCAAGGAGUCUGAUAAGUAUAAUACAGAACGAAACCCAAAGUUCUAUAAUAAUCUCAAAGAAACAUUUGGCAAGACAUUAUCCUUUGAUGUACUACAUGAAAAAUAAUAUCUACUCUUAGAGAAUUUUAAUGCAGGAUAAAGAUGGACCUGAAUGUAAAAUGCUGAAGUAGUGAUUCCUCUCUUUGCCUACUUCUUCAAAGUGCAUUACAGAAUUUUACUGCUGAUUUCUUUUAAUCAUUGUGAUAAAUUUUGUACAGAAACUCCGCAAAUACAUAGGAUUUCUAUUUUGCCCAUCUUUAUGGUUACCAAAAUUAUGUCCACGGCCAAUGCUUAUCUGACAAUUGAAAAAAAAUUGUUUGCAGGAAUCCUGAAUCUGUAAUCAACAGGUUCUUGUUUAAAAAAAAAAAAAAAGAUGGCUACUAUUUAACAACCAUUUUCUAAGGCACAUAUGGUCACCAUGGUUUCAUAAACAUGUAGUUUUUACAGACUCCUAAAAGUUUAUUUUUGGAGGUAAUUGCAAAGCAGGACAGUGUCAGUGACAGUAAUACAGUGAAUACAGUGAAGUAAUGCAAAAUAACCUCAGUGACUAUUGUAAACAAUAUACAGAUUCUUAUUAAAUAUUAAUCAGGUUAUAUUGGCUAUGUGAAUAAUACUAAAAUCAAACAAUUUAAAAAAAAAA
Molecule: messenger RNA, 6528 nt
Organism: Coturnix japonica (Japanese quail)
Lineage: Eukaryota; Metazoa; Chordata; Aves; Galliformes; Phasianidae
Gene: LRRC4C
Product: leucine rich repeat containing 4C
Biological process (GO): modulation of chemical synaptic transmission; synaptic membrane adhesion; regulation of axonogenesis
Cellular component (GO): postsynaptic density membrane; plasma membrane; glutamatergic synapse
Molecular function (GO): cell-cell adhesion mediator activity
Source: RefSeq, a predicted model, not a curated record